Gilbertella persicaria is the source of this 1087-nucleotide messenger RNA. Its product is annotated as putative cyclase-domain-containing protein. The record is from RefSeq and is a predicted model, not a curated record. Lineage: Eukaryota; Fungi; Mucoromycota; Mucoromycetes; Mucorales; Choanephoraceae. Bases 96 to 1073 code for a protein of 325 amino acids. Gene Ontology annotation, molecular function: arylformamidase activity. The transcript is spliced from 3 exons.
AUUGAUUACUAAUCUACACAUUUAUAUUAAACUAGACGGAAACCUUUUAAAACACACUUGAGCUGAAUUAAUUAAUUUUUUCCCUUCCUUUAAAAAUGACACGAGAUUUAAAAGCGCUUCCUACCUAUGAUCAAUUGCCUAUUGAUUCCAAAUAUCCACCCAAAACUGCUUGGGGACUUUGGGGAGAAGAUGAUAACUAUGGCACUCUUAACUUACUAACUGAAGAGCGUGUCGCCAAAGCAUCCAAGUGUAUUUGUCGUGGUGCUAUUUUCCCAUUAAAUUGGAAACUUGAGUCACCCAAUCCCCCAUUAUAUGGUCGAACUGAAAUUUCCCAUACUUACAAGUCUCUUUAUCCCGGUGAUUUAGCAUACGAUGAUAUUCUCACUUUGAACACUCAAGCUUCAACUCAGUGGGAUGGCUUACGCCAUAUCGCUCACUUACCUUCUGGCUUGUACUACAAUGGCAUUAAGCCCUCUGAUAUAGCUAAAGGAAGUGCCCAAGCAAACGGUCGAUUGGGUAUUCAUCAUAUGGCUCAACGAGGUAUUGCUGGUCGUGCUGUCUUGCUUGACUAUGGUCGCUGGGCUGCUAAACAUAAGCCUGAUUUUGAUCCAUUUGAGAAAAUUGAAAUUCCUGUUGAAGAAUUAGACCAAGUAGCAGCUGAACAAGGUGUCACUUUUGAGACGGGAGAUAUUCUCUUACUUCGUACAGGCUGGAUUGAAGCUUACGAAAGAUACGGAGAGAAAGUAGCCGAGAAAAUAAAAGACUUGAAUAACCCUGACGCUGCUGGUGUAAAGUCCGGUGAAGAAACCCAUAAAUGGCUUUGGAACCAUCAUUUUGCUGCUGUUGCUUCUGAUAAUAUUGCUUUUGAAGCUUAUCCUGUUUCUGACUGGACUACUUCUUGUCAUACAUUCUUGUUAGGUGGUAUUGGUUGUCCUAUUGGCGAAAUGUUCUAUCUCGAAAAACUAGCCGAAGAUUCUGCUGAAGAUAAAGUCUAUACAUACUUCUUUACCAGUGCUCCUUUAAAUAAGGACAGUGGUGUUGCUUCUCCUCCUAAUGCUAUCUGUAUUAAAUAAACAUUCUAUUCUAC